AUGCCAAUUGCGUGUUUGCUGAUCGGAAGAAGCUUCGAGAAAAGGUAUAUCCCAAGGGGCAUUUUCAGAUAUACAAGAUUCUUGGAAGAGCAGCAAGGAUGGCUUGUACACGGCAUCAGAGCGUUAUAUCAACAUGUACAGGCUGGAGAUGGCUGGCCUGGAGAACCCUUGAAUUGUGACGCCAAUGGUCAGCCUCUGGUACAUGAUAUACUCGCUAGACUAGGGUCCCUGGACCAAGCUGGGAGAUCAAAUUCUGGAGAAUCUGUGAGAACCAAGCAACAAAGGCCUGAAAAUCCCAAGGUCGAAACCCUGCAACGACCACAAUCUUCCAGUGGAACUUCGCACAGCCUCACCCCAGUCGAGGCUUCACCAAUUACCCCCAACUAUCCUUUAUCCUCGCCUGGGAUACAUCCAAAUCACAAUACUGAAACUGGGGAUGACUCAUUGCCAUCCAUGAAGACUAUUGCCGAUUCCAGCGGUCUUCACAGUCCAUUUCAAAUAGUUUCCAGCAGCAGGGUCGAUGAUUCCAUUGAAAGAGAUAUGAGAGGUCCUGCUAGUCCCACGGAAAUAUUGUGCAAUGAUGUCCAGGCGAGUAGUCUGCCGCUCGAGUAUCCUACCAAAGACGACGCUAUGCCUUCCGAUCUCUUCACUGGCAUAGGGAACGACUUCGAUGACUGGGAAGGGUUUCUGCAGCCGUUCGGCCAGGUGUCGACGGAGGCUUAUUCGAUGCCGAAUCAUGAUACGCAGCCAUUGCCCUUUGGAUAUGCUGCUUAA
Penicillium odoratum is the source of this 774-nucleotide messenger RNA. Its product is annotated as C6 transcription factor (Fcr1). The record is from RefSeq and is a predicted model, not a curated record. The transcript is spliced from 2 exons. NCBI's taxonomy places the organism in Eukaryota, Fungi, Ascomycota, Eurotiomycetes, Eurotiales, Aspergillaceae. Bases 1 to 774 code for a protein of 257 amino acids.